Messenger RNA from Alternaria alternata, 1097 nucleotides. RefSeq lists its product as hypothetical. The coding region runs from base 171 to 611 and encodes 146 amino acids. The transcript is spliced from 2 exons. The record is from RefSeq and is a predicted model, not a curated record. NCBI's taxonomy places the organism in Eukaryota, Fungi, Ascomycota, Dothideomycetes, Pleosporales, Pleosporaceae.
UUACAACACGAAGCGCAGCAUAUAUGUAGACACCCUUGGCUCAUGCUUUCGAAUAUUUCGAUUUGAUGACCGUAAGACUGCUUUCCCGUUUUGUACCCCGAUCAGUCUCCCUCAGCACUGCACCAAGGUCGUCGUUUUCACGAGUGCAUCCAAGAUACUACGCGUCCGCAAUGUCGCCUAUUCCCAUCGUCGUCUGUGGCAGAAACCCAAAUAUCGCAAAGGCCGUAGCUGAGGGCGUCAAACCAGAAUACGAUGUAAUCCACAUCAACCUCUCUGUCGAAGAAGCAACAUCUUCGAUACCUCUAAUCAUUUCGUCCAAGACCCCACCCAAUAGCUCCUCCAACAUUGGCUCCCAGAAUUACGGCACCAGGCCUGCUGUCGUAGCUCUUGGGGGUGGUUUCAACGAUGAAAUGUUCGAGGAGAUCAAAGGUUCUUGUGGAGAUGAGAAGAUGGUAUGGGUGCGCACAGAUAAAACCAGAACCGGCGAGAUGCCGGAUUUCAAUGAUUACGAGGCGUAUGGAAAGGCGACCGGAGCGCGGCUGAAGAAGUGCUUGGAUGAGUUGAAAGUUGGGAGGGACGGCGGUCAAACAGAAGGGGUGUGGUUCUUCUAAGUAAGAUUCGAGUAUAUCGACACGAGCAAGUGCAUGGCGUUCCUACAGUCAUUUUUGUUGUGGGCACUAUUUCAAGGGGCAUGCGCUAAAGUCUCUUCCGCAUCAGCCAGUACGUGUCAUUUUUUGGUUCCGUUGAAGAGAAAGAAUGUGGGAUACUAAGGUCAAAAGAGAAGACUUUGCGUACUUCUACAAGUACUUCAGUACCGCUGACAUGUGAUGAUUUUGGCUAUUUUUCAGCAUGAUCCUUCUACUCGUAUGUUGCUCGGUCUGCGCUGUGUUUGUAUCGCCACAUGCCUCUGGAUGAACAAAAUCGGCCAUGACAUGUACUCAUGAAAUUGAUGUUUCAGGGAAGCGCUGGGACUAGUUCGAAACCAUAUGAUACUUGUAUCUAGACUUUGGAGUACCAAUUCCAAUGGGCCUUCUUCAUUAUAUGUCUCGCAAGGGCAAGAAGUCGUCUCAUACGGCGUUGUGGGCGUAAUUUCGAAG